This is a messenger RNA of Rhopilema esculentum, 3124 nucleotides long. RefSeq lists its product as uncharacterized. NCBI's taxonomy places the organism in Eukaryota, Metazoa, Cnidaria, Scyphozoa, Rhizostomeae, Rhizostomatidae. The record is from RefSeq and is a predicted model, not a curated record.
UGUACCAUGUCAGCAUUUUUAGGUUGCUUCAAAAGAAACUGCAGCCUACUUCAACUAUGGCGGUUUUGCAAACGUUUGCUUUGUUAGCAACAUUGUUUGGAACUGUGCAAAGCAUAUGCAGUUCAACCAACUCCUUAACGGCUACAGAGCUUUCCAGUUACAGAUAUGUUUCCUACAGUAGCAGCAAUUACUGCACUUUUUAUAUCAAGCCGAGCAGUUUGUUGUCAGGCUCUUACUUUUUGCAGAUUUCAUGGCUAUCAUUCAGUGUCAAAGGAAAUAUGCCAGAUUGCAGUAAAGAAGAUUACGUACAAGUGUAUUUGACAAGGAGUUAUAAAAGUAUUGGAAAGUUCUGUUCAAGCAAUUCAGGGAAGCCGUUUACCAUGUACUCACAUGAUGGUUAUGCAAAGAUUGUUGUGAAUGCAGAUGCCUACAACAGUGGCUAUUUCAGUAUAAAUUAUGUACUGAAAUCAAAGACCUCUAACACACUUGGAUAUUCAUCAUUUGUAUCUUGCCCCAACACAUACUCCUACAAUAGUAAUGGAGUGAUCUACUCAAAAGGGUGGCCAAAGGAAUACGACUCAUCUUCCUCAUCUUGUAAACAUAGAAUUACUCGCUCCUAUGGUAAAAAUGCAAUGAAGAUUAUAUUCAUGGAUCUGAACUUUGAUUCAAACUCAUACCAAAGUGACUGCAUUGAAAUCCAAGGCUCAAACUAUUCAUCCACUUACUUUUCUCAUUACAUUGGGAAGGUUUGCUCAUCAAUCUACCCAAAGUCCUACAUCACAUAUGACAAAUAUGUUCAACUUGAAUUUGACAGAAAUAUUGGAAGUAACUAUUACAGAGGAUUUGUUGCAGGAUACAUCACAUUCACUAAAAAGGUUGACAAUAGCCACAAAGAGAGUGAAACUACUUUUUCGACAAUGGUUUGGAAGAUUUUCACUCCCUUAAUUAUUGUUGGUGUUGCUCUUGGUAUCCUCUUUAAAUAUCGUCGUCAAAUGAGACUUCGAAACAUUGCAAUGGCCAACAGGCAGGCUGUUAUUGCCAUGAAUACUGAGCAAACUGCUGCCUCUACAAUCACAACUGACGUCACUGGUGCCACAACAACUAUGACAUCAUCUUCAGACCAAUACCCAAAAUCAAGCUAUCCAGCCUCCACCUACCCAGCUGCGUUCUAUCCUACUGCAAAUAAUGCCUAUCCACCUAGUAGUUUGGCAUAUCCAACUGCUGGUGCACCGUAUCCAGCUCCUGGUGGACCAUAUCCAACUACUGAUGCAUACCCAACGGUCACCGGAUCGUACCCACCCCAAGAUGGAAGCUACCCCACAUAUGGAUAUGCACCUCCAGCAUAUGAUGCUGCAACUAGUUCAGAAGCAGGUAAUAACGGACAAACAACCCAGCCAGUAGGCCAAACUAAUCCUCAUGAAAUAGGAGUGAAUCCAGCCGGAGAGCAGACAGCAGAGGGCAAUGUGCAGGCACCAACCUCCUCCGUUGCACCAGCAUAUCCCCCCAAUACACAAGGAGUAACUUACUCUGCACAUGGGGGGCCUGAGACAUCAUUCAUACCACCAGUUGAGCACAGUGGUACCUUGCCAGACGCACCACCUCCUGCUUAUCCUAAUGUACCACCACCAGCUUAUAACUCUGUUCAAAACUGACAAAUAUGAACAGCUGGAAAUUCAUUGAAAAUCUGUACAAAUUGCCUUGUUUUUUAAUUCAUCUCAUUGCAGCAAGUAUAUAUUCUUAAAACACGUAUUCAUCAAAGACAUACAAAAUUCAUGUUUUAGCCAGAUAUGUUAAAACACUGAAAAAACAUUUUUGCUUUGUAUGAAUGACUAAAUUAAAUCAUUAAUUAAUUGAAAACUAGGGAAUUCACAAUAUGUAUGAGUUUUAAGGAUCAUGUUAGUCAAAUUGUCUCUCCUUUCUUAAAGGCAUCGAGUCAUGAUAGAAAAAGUCUAUAUACCCAUAUAGGCUAAUUCCUGAUUUUAAUGCUGCAAUGUUAUUUGUGGGCCUGCCUGACACUGAUCAUACGAAGUUGCCUCAAACUGAUAAACGAAACAGCUUCCGUCAAUAGCAAUUUAUCAACAAAAGAUAUCACAUGAAACUAGAGCAAUCCUUUGAAAGUAAAUGACCCCUAUAGAGAAUGCAUUUUUGCCAUGACUCCAUGCCUUUAAUAGGGUGUUUUUGUAAGAUAAAUGAAACUAUAGCAGCCCCAAAAUAAGAUAAGCCAGUUCCUUUUGCAUUUAAAGGCCCCGUUGAAAAACAACACACAUAGACUAGCCAUAUGCAUUGAGAUUUUGUCCUUUUCUAACAUGGCCAGACUUUGUUGUGAUACCGUACACCCGGCUUGCUAUUUCCCCAGAAUGUCAAAGAACGUCAACAGACAUGCUUCAUUACAAAGAACAUCAGUUUUUGCUGUAAAUACUCCAAACACGUAAAUUUAGAAGACUCUCUUGCCGGUUGCCCCAGGUGAUUAGAAACACAUUCCGUGUCAAUUAUCACUAUCCGUGUUUCAAGGCUCCAGUGCCAAAUACUUCACGCGAAAAAAUUACUUUGAAUGCUUUUGUUGACCUCACGACAUUGGAAGGAUGACAAGUUUGGAAGCAUGACAAAGGGAUAUGGACUUUGAUUGGCUGUUGAAGGAUUUCGCAAGCGAAAAGCGAAAAAAGUUAAACUUAUUUUAACUUUUUUUCACAGAGAAAUUCUUCGCGCGAUAUCCCAGCAAAAGUUCACUGCGCAUGCCCAUAACGUAUUUCGCGCGAAAUUUUUUCGCAUUUCGCCGAUUUUUUUCUCACUGGAGAUUGGGCUUAAGAAACCAAGGUUUCAAAACGGAUAAUUUGUUUGAAUACAGUAUUUUAUAGUUGUUUUCAUUUACUUGUUGUCAUGGUCUCCUUUAUAGAAUUUCAGCUUGGUCUGGUCCUGGGGAUCUGGUAAUAUUUACUUAAAACGUAUUUUAUCAAAACUUCCAGCUUAAAAUUGAUCUUGAAUAUAAUCUAAGUAUUUGAUCAGAUUCUGACUGUAAUUACCUUUUUAAAAUAAUGCAAAUCAAGCGAUUGUAAGGUUGAUUUUAAUUUGAUGUGUAAUGGUUUCAUUACGUCAUAUUUAUUCUUGAUGAGUUGAUUCGUUUACA